Messenger RNA from Henningerozyma blattae CBS 6284, 4236 nucleotides. It is a transcript of the gene AIM3, whose product is annotated as Aim3p. Bases 1 to 4236 code for a protein of 1411 amino acids. Gene Ontology annotation, biological process: barbed-end actin filament capping. Lineage: Eukaryota; Fungi; Ascomycota; Saccharomycetes; Saccharomycetales; Saccharomycetaceae. The transcript has a single exon. Gene Ontology annotation, cellular component: actin cortical patch. The record is from RefSeq and is a predicted model, not a curated record.
AUGGAUAAGAUUGCCUCAGGUCUUAAAACAACUGCAAAGUAUGGUGCCAAAGGUGCUAAAUCAGGGUACAAUGCAGGUAAAAACCAUUACAAGAAAAGUAAAGAAAAACGUGAUGAAAGAGAUGGAGAUGGCAAUCGCAGACAUAGUAGUAGAUAUAGUGACGAAGAUGAUUACUACAGUGAUGAUGAUCGUAGAAGAGAUCGCCGUGACAGAGAUCGAGACUCCUACAGAGGUUAUGGCAGAGAUGACAGAGAUUACAGGAGAGAUCGUGACAGAGAUUAUGACAGGGGGUAUGGUAGGGAGCCAGAUAGAGACCCUCGCUCAUUUCCCCCUCCACCUUUAAAUAGGGAUUAUGCCCAAUAUAAAGAAGGUAGUACUCCACCACCGCCUAACAAAGGUGAAUAUGGUGGUAAUAGUGAUUAUGGAAAUACUUAUAAAACCCCACCUCCAUCAGGCGAUAACUAUGACCAACAUGAUUAUAACAACAGGGGCCCACCAAGUUCCCUACCACCUCGCAAUAAUCAACAAAGAAAUGAUAAUAGAGGUUCUGGUCCUCUUCCACCACGUGAUAAUGAACCAGAAGGUUAUAACAAUAGAGAUUCUCCCGGCCCUCUCCCACCGCGUAAUAAUCAACAAGGGUAUGAUGAUAGAGCCCCCCCUGGCCCUCUCCCACCACGUAAUGGCAAUCAACCGUUACCUGCUUCUAACUAUUAUCAAGGUACUUCGCAACAAAGGAAUACUGAUCAGCAUCCAUCGGAUAGCUAUUAUAAUACUAAUGACUAUAAUUCACAACAAUCUCAAAAUGAUUAUAAUCAACAACGUCCAGUUAGCAGAGGAUACAACCAAGCUACACUUCCAGUCCGUAAUAAUGACUACCAAUCUUAUGAUGAUGGUGAUACGCGUUCGCAACAAAAUCCAGGCCCUGUAUUUGAAGUUAAGCCUUUUAAUAGAGAGGAGAAUGAAAGAUUGAAAGAAGAAAAUAAACCUAAGGUGAAUCAAGUAGAUGUUUCAAAUCUACCACCACCUCCAAUCCGUAAGGAUAUUUCAAAUGUUACUAAUUGCAGCAAUAAUAACUCGGCGGCUUGGCAAGGAUCUAACGCAAGUAAUAAUGCCAAUGAAGCAGCAAAUAAUAAUACUGGUUCCAACCAACCUCCUGGAUUGCCAUCGAGAGACUCUAGUAGCAAUACAAACAAUACUCCAAAAGCUGCAGUGGUUGGCGGCUCAUAUAAUUAUAACGUUGAUGUUGGAUUUGCUCCUCCUCCCAAACCCUAUAGAAGUGAUGAUAGUAGGACUGAACCAAAUAAACCUAUCCCUAACCCUACGGCAAAUACUGUUUUACCUCCACCUCCAGGCCCUUCUGACUCGACUAAUGAUUAUAAUGCUGGCUCAAAUGUACCUCCCAGCUUACCUUCUCGUGACUCUGGAAUUAAGGUUUUAAAUCCAGAACCUAUUCAAAUUUUAAGCCCUGAACCAAUUCAGCCAAUUGAUAGUGUGAAACCUGCUCGUCUACAACAAUUACCAGUAGAUUCCUUUAAUCCACCUCCACAACCUUUUAGAAGGGAUACUCAACGAGGCAAUAGUAACUCACCAAGCCCAAGCUUACCCAAUAGAUCUGGCCCAGAAAAUAGACGAGGAUCUGACGAUGAUGAUCGAUUAAAUGAUUUACCUCCAAGAGGUGAUCCUGAUUUGAGAAGAUCAAAUUCACGUAGAGAUGAUAGACCACAUAAAGAUGAUGGUUACGGUAUGGAUGAAGGUAACCAUCCUACAAGAUCAUCUAGAGAUAGGCCUGACAGAAGAAGAGAUAAUGAGGACGAUGAUAGAUAUAAUAAACAUCAUAACUCACGUAGAGAUAGUGACUGGGAUGAUUAUGACUCAAAAUCUCGGAGACCACGCAGAGGAGGUCCAAGAGACGAAUGGGACGAAGAAGAGCAAAGCUCCGGUGUUAAGGGCUUCUUCAGCGGCAUAGGUAGUAAGCUGAGAGGUAAAGAAGAUGAUGAAGAUGAUGACUAUUAUGAAGGGGAAAAUAGGAAACCUCCUCCAAAAUCGCGUAUGGCUGCUGAAGAUAAAUAUGGUAGAGAGCCCUCUGGUAGAGCUAGAAUGUCUAAUGAUAGAGAUAUCGAUUCACGCAAGCCACAAUCAAGAAGGGAUACUAGAAGUGGGGAGGAUGAAAAAGGAUUUGGAUUUUUAAGUAAAUUUGGUGGUGGUCAACGUUCAAACGAGGACGAUGAGGACGAUGGAAGAAGAAGAGCUCCUAGUGGGAUGGUGAGAGACUAUGAUGAUGGGGAUGAUUACAAUCGUAAUUCAAAAUCAGAUAGGAGCCGUAGGGAUGAAAAAGAGGAAGAAAAAGGUUUUGGUUUCUUGAGUAAAUUUGGUGGUGGUAGUCGUUCAAAUAAUGAUGAUGAAAUGGAUGCUGAUGCUGAUGCUGAUGCUGAUGGAUAUAACAGCAGAAGGAAUCCACAUUCUAAUUCUCGUAAAGAAGGCAGAGAUUAUAAUAAUAGAAAUGGAAGAGAUGGCCCACGCAGAAAUAAUAGAAUAGAUGACGAUUGGGAUGAUGAUAAAGAUAAUCGUUUACCUCCAAAGUUUCGUAGACCAGAUGAUAAAGAGGACGACAGAAGUCGUCCCGAAGAUUCAACUUAUAACAGAUAUGACAAUAAAGGAGGAAAUCGUUUACCACCCAAAUCUCGCAGACCAGAUAAUUUUGAACAUGAUAAUUGGGAUGAGGAUAGAAAUAGAAAGUGGGAUGAUGAAAAAGGAUACGAUGACCGUAACAAAAGGCAGAAUCAAAUAAAUGAUGCACCUCCACCAGCAGGAAGAAGACCUGAUCAAAUCGAUGAUGCCCCUUCACCGGCAGGAAGAAGGCCUGAUCAGUAUAAUGAUGCUCCUCCACCAACAGGUAGAAGACCAGAUCAGUAUGAUGACGCUCCUCCACCAGUAGGCAGAAAUGCUGAUCAACAAUACAACGCACCAUCUUCGGUCAAUAGAAGAGCAUCUGAUAACCCUUCUCCUCAUCCAGCUACUCAACCAGCUACUCAACCAGUUAGAAUUGUAAUGGAAGAUCGUGACAUUUCUUCUCCUCCUCCAACGCACAACAGAAACACUGAACUUGACAAUGAUAGAGCUUCUCAGUAUGAAAGCAAACGAAAUACUGAUCGUGUUAUGAUGAAUUCUAAUCGUCAAGAUGAUACGUCUACUACUACAGAUACCUCUACGAUGGUUACUGCAAGUUCUACCUUACCCGUAAUGGGUGAUAUUAGUAAAAUAAAGUUAAGGAAUACUGGCUCCAACUUUUUAAAAGAUGAUUCUUCUGUGACCGAACAAAUUGAAUCCAAAAAGAAAAACUCUGAUGAUUAUUCUUCUAAUCUUAAAAGAAACGUUUCUAAGCCGCCAGAUUCUAAAUCUUCUAUCCAAGAAGAAGAAGAGCCUGACUUUAUGACUAUUAGAAAUAGAUUAAAUAAAACUUCAUUUAGUGAUACAGUUAAAGAGAGAACUUCUUCGUCAUCUAAUCCGGUUAUUGACUCUGAACUAACAUCACCAGCAUCAAAAUUUUCUACUAGAGUAACGUCACCCCAAAUAAAUUCUGAUAAAACACCUCCAAAUGUUCCAAGGAAAGCUUUUAGUAGCGGUGUAAAGAAGAUACCACCUCCAGUGGCGGCCAAAAAGCCAAAUUUAGACGUCUCUAAAAAGUCACCACCUCCUGUUGCACCAAAGAAGCCUGUUAUUUUUGAAAAAAAGAAUGAUCUGCUUACAGUUACAAAUAGAUUCCAAGAAAUUUCUACCCCUAAAACAUCUACACCUCCAAUUGUUGGUAAGAAACCUAUCGUAUCAAACCAUAUUUCAUCACUUAAGCCUGGCAUUAUAAACACUGGUGACGAGCCUGACUUUAACAUAUUUAAAAGAAAUUUAAAGCAUGUUCCAACAACUCCCAUUGAAGAUAAAAAUGAUAAAGAUGAGGAUGAUUGGGAUAACGAUGACGAUAAAGCACAAAAACCAAGAGUAGAGCCACGUUCUUCAGAGCCUGCACCUAUAAGAAGAUCAAACCCUCCACCUCCACCUCCACCACAUGGUUCGAAACCAAUUGUUAAGCCAAGAGCUCCUGCACCCCCUCCAAAAGCAAGACAUAUUAGUAACGUCAAUCAAAAUAACUCUUCAAAUGAAGAUCAAGAAGAAUCUAAUCCAUUUGAACGGUACCUAAAAGCUGCUGUCCCAACUGAAGAGGAUAGAUUACACAAGAACUAA